Pygocentrus nattereri (red-bellied piranha) is the source of this 1047-nucleotide messenger RNA. It is a transcript of the gene cnmd, whose product is annotated as chondromodulin. Gene Ontology annotation, biological process: negative regulation of endothelial cell proliferation; negative regulation of angiogenesis. The record is from RefSeq and is a predicted model, not a curated record. The transcript is spliced from 7 exons. The coding region runs from base 1 to 1047 and encodes 348 amino acids. NCBI's taxonomy places the organism in Eukaryota, Metazoa, Chordata, Actinopteri, Characiformes, Serrasalmidae.
AUGGGAGAAGACUUGGAGAAAACUCCAACAACCCCUGAAGGUCCUGGAGAUGUGGAGCGAGCCUGGUCACCAAGUCCUCUGUGUGUCCGUAAGGCUUGCAGGGGUUCAGGCCUGAAGCCACUCGGGAAUGGCUGUCUCUGGAGAACCGGAGUGGCAGUGCUCAUCACCGGAGCUGGACUCAUCCUGCUCGGAGCCAUCGGAGCGUUCCACCUGUGGAAAGACAGCGGAAAACAACAGGUGAUCAGCGUCCACUACAGCGUGAGCCUUAACGGGAAACAGGCCGACGCUUCCAUGGAGAUCGACUCUGCAAACAACCUUGAGAGAAUCAGAACAGGCAGCGGAGACGGGGAGGCGGUGGAGGUCCAUGAUUUUCAGGCGGGUGUGACUGCAGUCUGGUUCUCCGGAGAAGACAAGUGUUACAUCAGGUCCCAAACUAAAGCUAAACUUCCUGAGUUGGGAACGUCGCCCAAGGACAGCGUGACGAUUCAACUGGAGGAGAUGGUGCCACUGAAAUCAGACGAAGACCCUGUGAUCUGGGUGGCGUCACAGGAACCUGUGACAGACAGGAGCUUCCUGAGCUCUCAGAUCCUGAACUUCUGCAGAGACCUUCCAGUCCACUGGCUUCACGCAACUCACCCAAAGACAGGGCGGAGGAGGAGAGACGUGAGGCGCGUGAGACGGCAGAGCGAGGCAGAAGAGUUUGAGGACGGAGCGAGGAACGUGGAGAACAUCACGGCCAGCCCAGGCCUGGAGGAGGACACGCUGGAGACGGGAUCUGCGGGAUCUGCUGGAUCUGCGUACAACCCUGAAAACCCUUACCACAGACGGCAGGACAGUGAGACAGGGACCCUGGUGUUUGACCCCAUGCUGGACCACCGUGGGAUCUGCUGUAGCGAGUGCCAGCACGGUCACACUCACUGCGAGCGGAUUUGCGAGCCGCUGGGGGGCUACUGGCCAUGGCCCUACAACUAUCGCGGCUGCCGAGUGGCCUGCAGGGUCAUACUGCCCUGCCGCUGGUGGGCCGCCCGCAUGAUGGGGCUCGUCUAG